AUGGACGAGACAGACGACGGCGACUGUGGCAGCAACUGGCGCCGUGGUGCGGAUGCGGUGAAGGUGGCCGUGACUGAGGGCCACGUGAACGUGGCCAGCCCCGCAGACACAUUUCGCUCGAUAGGCCGGCUGCUUGAGACCCGCGUGGCCGGCACUUUGGGCACGCUAUUGUCCGUCUUGUUCCGGUCAUUCUCACUGGCAUUUACCAAGCACUCAUGCCGUACAACCCUCGGACCGGCCAUGUGGGUAGACGGUCUACGCCGUGGUGUGGCGGCCGUUGAGGCAUACGGUAUGUGUCAACCCGGCGACAGGACAAUGUUGGAUGCACUAGUUCCGGCCGUUCGUGGUAUGGAGGACGUCUUGUGCAAGUCUAAAAACCCGGUAUGCCCUUUUGAGUAA
Messenger RNA from Acyrthosiphon pisum (pea aphid), 399 nucleotides. RefSeq names its product putative 3,4-dihydroxy-2-butanone kinase. Gene Ontology annotation, biological process: glycerol catabolic process. Gene Ontology annotation, cellular component: cytosol. The transcript has a single exon. Gene Ontology annotation, molecular function: glycerone kinase activity. Lineage: Eukaryota; Metazoa; Arthropoda; Insecta; Hemiptera; Aphididae. The record is from RefSeq and is a predicted model, not a curated record. The coding region runs from base 1 to 399 and encodes 132 amino acids.